UCUCGCGCUUAACGCAUUGUUUGUCAUAUUUAGAGUCCGACGUUGGAACUUUUGGGUGAAAUAGAUUGAAAAAAAGAUCAUUUAAUUAUAAAAAUCUGAACUAGACUCAUUUCGAAUCGAGUACUUAUUCCAAUGUGGGGUUUGAUCGUGUAACUUUCAAAUUACUUCAGUGUCUGAGUACACCAUGGCUGAAUUUCUAAAAGGCAUUUUACUGACACUUUUGUCGGAAAAGUGUUACGAUGAAUAUUUUAAUAAUUAUAACUUUCUAGAUGUUCCUUGUUUUAAGUCAACUUUGAGCAAAGGCCUAGGCAUCGGCAUUAUAGCCGGGUCGAUAUUGGUCAAAAUUCCACAAAUUUUGAAAAUAUUAAAUAGCAAGAGCGCUGAAGGUAUCAAUAUUUAUGGAGUUUCCCUGGAAUUAUUUGCAAUUACUGCCAACUUUGCAUACAGUUAUGUUAUGAGUUUUCCAUUUAGUGCAUGGGGUGAAGGUACAUUUUUAGCUGUUCAAACAGUGAUAAUUGCAGCUCUUGUUUUGCAUUAUGGUGGAUCUCCUGGGAAAGCUGGACUUUAUUUAGCAACAUAUGUAGGAUUGGUAUCCACACUCAUUACUGGCUAUACUCCUGUUGGUGUAUUAUGGAAUAUGCAAGCUGUUAAUGUUCCUAUUAUAGUUUUGGCAAAGUCAAUUCAAGUGAUCACUAACUACAAGAAUGGUAGUACAGGUCAAUUGUCAGCUGUUACCUGCUUUUUAUUGUUUGGAGGGAGUGUAGCAAGAAUUUUCACUUCCAUUCAGGAAACAGGGGAUUCAAUUAUUAUCCUCACAUACUGUGUUUCAACAAUAGCUAAUGCAGCAUUGGUCUUGCAAUUAUUCUGGUAUUGGAAUGUUGUCAAACCAAAGAAGAAUGUAAACAAGAAAAAGAAGAAAUAAGAUUAACUUUUUUAUACUUAGGUCAAUCAUAAUAAAUAUAUUGUAAACAAUUUAGUUACCUACUUUAUUAUUUUAAUGAGUGGUAUAGGACCUGUG
Messenger RNA from Chilo suppressalis (striped riceborer), 1018 nucleotides. The record is from the annotation of a GenBank genome assembly. Lineage: Eukaryota; Metazoa; Arthropoda; Insecta; Lepidoptera; Crambidae.